Cuscuta europaea is the source of this 931-nucleotide messenger RNA. The record is from the annotation of a GenBank genome assembly. Lineage: Eukaryota; Viridiplantae; Streptophyta; Magnoliopsida; Solanales; Convolvulaceae.
AAGUACAAACUUACAAAUUAAAGCUUCUUGUUUCUAGCUUCCCUUUUAUAUACGUAAUACAAAACAUGGAAAUCAGUGGGAAGAUCUACGCUAGAGUCCGGUUAGCCACCCGAUCCGACAUCACCCAUAUUGACAAGCUUUUUUAUCAAAUCCAUCAAUACCACGAGUUGACUCACCUCUACAAAGUGAGUGAGGAGUCCUUGUCCAACAUGCUCUUUGGAUCAAACCCUAACCCUCCUUUCUAUACCCCAACCAUCCUCCUCCUUGAGGUCUCCUCAUCCGAGUUCCCUACUCCUACACCCGAUAGUUCGGGUUUCGAGCCCAUUGUCAAGUCGUUGGACCUGAAAGCCCCCGUUUUCGAUAAUGAAUGGGAGCAGUUCAGGUCCAAUGUUAACGACCACGAGGCUUAUAUAGCUGGGUAUGCCUUCUUCUUCCCCAACUACUCCAGCUUCUACGACCGGCCCGGGAUAUUCUUCGAGAGCCUGUACUUUCGAGCGAGCUACCGGAAGUUAGGGUUCGGGCGGCUUCUCUUUUCCACCGUGGCAACCAAUGCUGCCACCAAGGGGUUCUCGUCCGUGGAGGGGAUUGUGGCGGUUUGGAACAAGAAAUCAUACGACUUCUACGUCGGCAUGGGCGUCGAGAUCAUGGACGAGUUCCGGUACGGGAAGCUCACAGGAGAUGCUCUUCAAGCGUAUGCUAAGAAGGAGAGUGCUUGAUAUAAUUGCAUAUCCUUAGAAACUACUCCGUGUAAUAACAAAUAAAAUAAGUUUUUUUAUACGUACGACUUCUAAGGUUUUCUGUUUGCGUUUGGUUUUCACUUUAGUGAAAUAAAUUAUUCCCUCCAUCUCAUAAAAUGUACGGAGUAAUCAAGUUUGGCUUGCAAGUAAAAUAUAAAAUAAAAACACCAUGGUUUAAAGUUGUGCUGAGGAGA